Molecule: messenger RNA, 1418 nt
Organism: Corticium candelabrum
Lineage: Eukaryota; Metazoa; Porifera; Homoscleromorpha; Homosclerophorida; Plakinidae
Product: putative neutral sphingomyelinase
Exons: 6
Coding region: 66-1322 (418 amino acids)
Molecular function (GO): sphingomyelin phosphodiesterase activity
Source: RefSeq, a predicted model, not a curated record
CUGUCCACACUACACGGCCUCUUUCAGGACGGGUACAUGUACACUGUGUUGUAUAGUGUACGUGUAUGCAUACAACGAAUGUAGAGAUGACCGAGACCUCGCCCCCAAUUCGGCUUCUGACAUUGAACUGUUGGGGCUUUGCAGUAAUCUCCAAACACAAAGAUUUGCGCUUGAGCAAAAUAGCUGAGUACCUGGCAACUGGAGAAUUGGAUAUUGUAGCACUGCAAGAGAUUUGGUGCAAGAGUGACUAUUUGCACUUGAAACAAUGCUUGGCUACUGUCUUUCCAUAUUCUCACUAUUUUUACAGUGGUGUUAUUGGCAGUGGCUUGUGUAUCUUCUCAUGCUGGCCAAUUGAGGAGAUUGCCUUUAGCGAGUAUUUACUCAGCGGUCCCUCAAUUGCUCGAAAAAUAUUCAAAGGAGACAAACUGGGUGGAAGGGGCAUUGCCAUGACUGUCAUAAGGCACCCACAACAUGGACCAAUCCAUGUGUUUACAACUCAUCUUAUGGCAACAUAUGGAUCAAAAGUGCCUGAUGAAAAUCAAUCACAUCGAGUUUGCCAGGCAUUUCAACUUGUUCAAUUUGUAAAGAGUCAUAGACCUCGUUUUACUAUACUUUGUGGAGACUUCAACUCGACUCCUCUUACUGAGCCUUACAACAUCAUAACAAGUUACGGCCAAAUGAAAGAUGCAUGGUUAGAGAUAGCAGGCAAUGAGAGCACAAAAGGCAUUACCAUCAACAGACCAGAGAAUGUGUAUCGUAAAAAGCAUGAAGAUCCUAUGAGAAUUGACUUCGUCUUUUACGCCACAAAUCCAGGUGAACGUUCUGUUUUGAAAUGUCAGUCAUCUGAAGUGACCAUGGGGAAGAUACCAGGGACAAAUAUCUACUUUUCAGACCACAAUGGUAUCUAUUCAGAAUUUGAAGUAUGCGAGCAAGUUGAUAGUGCUGACCCAAGUAUUGAUAACAAAGCCUCUGUUGAUAGUGUGAUUGUGGCAGAACAACUAACAGCAUUUGCUCUCACCACAGCUUCGGCACGAUGCCAUCAACAGAUCAUUGUCUCCUUGUUUUUCUUUUUCCUGUGGCUGAGUCUGACAGUAAUUGCUCUAUUUCCGUCCCUCCUGACUAUAUUCUUGAUCGAUUCUGUGGACACAGUGGCAUUUUCAACCCCAUUCUUUGGUCUUCUACUUUCUAUUUCACUGACAGUAGCUAUUUGUUUUGGCUUGCUAUCACUCAUCGUCAGUAAGAUUGAGAUCAAUAGACUAACUCAGUUGCAACAGGAGAUGAAGUUCGUUUGUCACGCCCUUGAACAGAGUGACAUACAAUAAUAGCACAGUUGGAUGUUGAUGUUGAUUUUUGGAUUUUUGCUUAUGGAGCUUUGUAUGACUCAUUGAUUUGUGUAUGGCACUGGUAUGUUGUGGUGA